AUGAGGUUUGGCUGCAAACCUCUCUGAGCUGAAAUCUGAGGAAACCAGCAGGCGCAAAGCUCGCUCCAUCUUGUCUCCACGUCUUCCCUGUGCUCCUGGGAUACUAGAAGACACCGCCCUGGAAAAUAUGCUGUUCUGCCAUUCCCAGCCUGAGUCCUACCACCAGCACUCUGCUAGUUACAUUAGAGAGGCCUUGGCACCUUUCUUGAAAAACGAAGAAGCGAGGCUUAUGGCUGAAAAUGGUGCCAGGAGGACCCCAUUCCAGUAUAUUCUGUGCGCAGCCACCUCGCCGGCUGUGAAACAGCAGGAGGAGAGUCUCACUUAUCUCAACCAAGGUCAGUCCUACGAAAUCCGUAUGCUUAACAGAAAACUAGUGGAGUAUACAGAUAUAAGCAGCAAAUAUGUAAAGAGCAUUGUCCGCGUGGUGUUUCAUGAACGUCGGCUGCAGUAUAUGGAGCACCAGCAGCUGGAGGGGUGGAGGUGGAACAGACCUGGAGACCGAAUCCUGGAUAUAGAUAUCCCUUUGUCAGUGGGGAUACUGGAGCCUCGUUCACACCCUCUGCACCUCAAUACCAUUGAGUUCCUCUGGGAUCCGGUCAAGAACGCGUCUGUGUUCAUCCAGGUCAACUGCAUCAGCACUGAGUUCACCCUCAGGAAGCAUGGUGGGGAGAAAGGAGUGCCCUUUCGUAUCCAGGUGGACACGUUCACCACCAAUGAACACGGCGAAUACAUGGAGCACAUCCACUCCUCCAGCUGCCAGGUCAAAGUCUUCAAGCCUAAAGGAGCUGAUCGGAAACUGAAGACUGACAGGGAGAAGAUCGAUAAAAAGUCCCCCCAAGACAGAGAAAAGUAUCAGCCGUCCCACGAGACCACCCUGCUGAAGGAGUGUUCCCCUUGGCCUGAUGCCCUAAACCUUACGGCCCAAACCAGCGGCAGCAGCACUCCAUCACCUGUUUAUCACAGUUCACCAACUUCCUGUGGUUUCACAGACGGCAACUGUUCUCCAAACCAGCAAGGGGAUCUGCUCAUGUCCGGCUGCUCUGAUCACCUUCUGCCAUCGUCCUCGCCGCAGGACACUCAGCAGUGGCUGCACCGUCACAGGUUCUCACCUUUCUCAAGGCUCUUCUCCAGCUUCUCAGGUGCUGAUCUGCUGAGGAUGAGCAGGGAGGAUCUGAUCCAGAUCUGCGGCCCGGCGGAUGGCAUUCGUCUCUUUAACACCGUGAAAGGAAGGUGUAUUCAGCCCCGUCUUACCAUCUAUGUGUGUCAGCAGCAGACCAGACAUCAACCUCCCAUCAAGCCAGGGGGUGGAGAAGUCUAUCAAGCUCUGUACCUGGAGGAGCUGACACUGCUGGACCUGUCUGAGAAGAUCGCCAUGCUGUACAACAUCGGUCCACAGCACAUCACACACAUCUACAGACAGAAACCCAACGGGAUCCAUGUCUUAGUCUCUGACGAGAUGGUGCAGAACUUCAAGGAGGAAACGAGCUUCAUCCUCAGCACUGUGAGGGGUAACUUAUCUUCACCUUCUCAUUUCACAGCUGAACAUUCAGCAUCCAUCACAAUGUGUCCUUGAUUAUUUGGUACUUUUGAAUGACCUUUUGCUGGAUUGUUUUCCGCUACACAGACGAAAACACCGAUGGCUACCACGUUGUGUUGAAAUGACCGGCGGGUACUCGAGAGGCUCCAAGUUUCAUCAGUGGAAAUGUACAGACUGUAUAUAAAUUCCUUUAGACUACAAUACGAUAAGACUGACAGUACAGUAAAAGGCCGAAAGCUUUCAGUUUAGUCUUGAUUUUGUAGUUUAGCUUUCUUUAAUUUUCCAGUUUUCUUUGUAUUUUUGUUAAGUUACUGAUUCAUGUUUGAUAUGUCGUGUAAUUCGUGGUAAACAGCGAACUGUAUUAACUCCUCUGCAUGUGAGUAAGUUUUCGGUGACUUUUGCGAUAAUAAAGCAAAGCGAACGUCACACAUCAUCAUGUAGACAAAUAGAAAAGACAAAUGAACAAAGCAGUGUUACGUUGUGUUGAUGCAAUGCGGACUUCAUGCUCGCAGUGCACUUCCUGUUCCUGUAUGCCGUGUGGCCUGUUUUCUCCAGGAGGUGUAACACUGAAUUAGGCAAACGUUCAUGCACACGGGAUGUUCAA
Scatophagus argus is the source of this 2141-nucleotide messenger RNA. It is a transcript of the gene tfcp2l1, whose product is annotated as transcription factor CP2-like 1. The coding region runs from base 128 to 1573 and encodes 481 amino acids. Gene Ontology annotation, cellular component: nucleus. The record is from RefSeq and is a predicted model, not a curated record. Gene Ontology annotation, biological process: regulation of transcription by RNA polymerase II. Gene Ontology annotation, molecular function: RNA polymerase II cis-regulatory region sequence-specific DNA binding; DNA-binding transcription activator activity, RNA polymerase II-specific. Lineage: Eukaryota; Metazoa; Chordata; Actinopteri; Scatophagidae. The transcript is spliced from 14 exons.